Molecule: messenger RNA, 873 nt
Organism: Labrus mixtus (cuckoo wrasse)
Lineage: Eukaryota; Metazoa; Chordata; Actinopteri; Labriformes; Labridae
Gene: nudt5
Product: nudix (nucleoside diphosphate linked moiety X)-type motif 5
Exons: 9
Coding region: 94-618 (174 amino acids)
Biological process (GO): ribose phosphate metabolic process; nucleoside phosphate metabolic process
Cellular component (GO): nucleus
Molecular function (GO): ADP-ribose diphosphatase activity
Source: RefSeq, a predicted model, not a curated record
GGAAGUAGUGGCAAAGUGACAUCUCUGUGCUAAUAUACAAUCUAUGCUUCCACUUUACAUUCGGUUGGGAUUUCACUUGUCCACAUUUUAAACAUGAGUAACCCAGAGGAGCCCAAAGUCACUGCUGCUCCACACAUAGUGAAAGAGGAGCUCAUCGCAGCAGGAAAAUGGUUGCAGCUGGAGAAGACCACAUACAUGGACCCUUCCGGAAACGUCAGGACGUGGGAGACGGUGAAGAGGACAACGAGACGAGCCAACACAGAAGCAGACGGUGUUGGAAUUAUCGCCCUGCUGAAGCGGACCCUCCACAAAGACUGCGUGGUGAUGGUGAAGCAGUUUCGUCCUCCGAUGGGAUGCUACACUCUGGAGUUUCCUGCAGGGUUGAUCGAUGAGGGGGAGAGUGCCGAGGUUGCUGCACUGAGGGAGCUAAAAGAAGAAACUGGCUACAAAGGAGAAGUUGUGGGAGUCACUCCAGUGACCUGUCUUGACCCCGGUCUGUCUAACUGCACCACCCAGAUGGUCAUGGUGAACAUCAACGGAGAUGAAGGGGAGAAUAUCAACCCGACACAGCAGCUCGGUGAUGGAGGUGAGUUUCACGUCUUAUUAAAUCAGAAAUAAUCUCUUUUUUUUUUUUCUCACAAUGCAAGUCUUCAAACACGCCUUUAUCCUCUCACUCCAGAGUUCGUCGAAGUCGUUCUUUUAGCUCUCGAUGAGUUCCAGCAGAAAAUCGACCACCUCCUCAAGAAAGAGAAGAUCGUGGUGGAUGCCAAAGUAUACAUCUUUGCCAUGGGGAUGGUUCAGGCCUUCUUUAAGCCGAGGGAGCUCCCGGUCCUGAAGCAGUGAUGCACAACAUUCAGGAUGUGACUGUCACAG